GAGGGAGGUACUGGAGACAGUGAGGGUUUGUUUUAAUGGGAAGGAGUGUUUGGGCAGAGCGUUACAAAGAUCGCUGAGUGUGUGAACGAGAUGCUCAUCGUGACGACUGGAGAUUUAACAGGAAGCGAUCAUUGAUCAGAGAGAUGUUAAUGUGUGCCCGGGAAGAGAAGAGGACACCCUCAGUGUGACCAUAACCUGGAAUUGCACUGAAGGUAUGAGACAGAUGGUUAUGACUAUCCCAUAAUCCUCAGCUGCCAUGAACAAGAGUAGGGCUAAGACUGGCUUGGUGAGGAAGCUAACCAGAGGAGGUCCUCCCAAGUUAUUCCUCAUGAAAACCAAGAAGGGAGAUCAUCCAAAGGGAAGCCAAGACAAGCUGGUGGCGAAUUACAGGUUUCUGAGGAAUCAGGAGGUCGAGUCAACUGAAACCUGGUCGAGGGGCAACUAUUCUGAGGAUCCGGAUCUCUCAGCGUGGGCCAUGGCCCCACGAAUUGAUGAGUCAGUAUUUGAAGAGAGUAUAGUGAGUAGAUACCCAGGAGACGUAGAUGAAGAAAAGGGUCAUCAUUCCUCACUGAGCAUGCCCGGGGUCAGAGGACAGGAUAGCACCCUGAGCCAGGUCCCUGUCAAAUGCAGAGUCAAACCAGGGAAGGAAGCAAGAGCGAGGAACAAGCGAUGGAUGAAGGGAACGAGGGGGUCACGUGCAGCUUGGGGAUCACUGCUCUGUGUGAAGAAGAUGAGAAAGCACCAAGAGGAGGAGGAGGAGGCAGAGGAAGAGACUCUGAAUGGUCAGCAAACAGGCCAAAUUCUGACAAAGGCUGAGAGGCAGACACAGAGCUGCCUUCCUGCUCAAUUACCUGAGCAUCAGAGGGAAGUCCCUAGACUCAGGCACAACAUAGCAGGCUGCGACUCGGACCUCUCAUCGCCAGCAGACCCUAGCCUCGGUGCUCAAGCAGAGGAAGAUGAUUCCAAAGCAGCCACCCCAGAAGAGGAACCAGAGAUUCAAAGCAUGGACAGUCGGGCCAAGCUGAGGAGAAGGUCCAGCGGUUGGGCUUCCUUCAGAUAUCUCAUGAAGUCGAGAAAGGACUGGACAAGUUUUAUCGACAAAAGCACAAAUCUCUCAGGCAGCCAGAGCCAGUCGGAGACCGGAAUCCCACCAGAUUCCUGGGAAUCUGAAGUAACUGCCUCAUCCGACUCAAAGGCACCAGAGUUGAUUGGAGAGCAGAGAAACCGGAGUCCGAGUGAAGAUCCUGAGGGAGCGGCCUAUUCCUCAAGCCCCCUCCACACAGUUAAUAAAGUCCUUCAUUCAGAAACUGCAGCCAUUCCACUGACUAGGCACCAAGAUCCUGCGGUAUCAGGAGCCUCUGAGGAUUCCCAGGCCGAGAUCCACUGGGACGUGGUGAAAGAGAGAGUCGGGAUCGAAGGAUCUCUCCCAGCAAUGUUCCAGGAUGAGAUGGGGCAUUCCAAGGACAAUGGUGAAGAGACAUUAGUUGACGGCGGGCAAGAUGGCAACCAGUGGGUAUGUGACUUUGAGCCUGUGUCACCAAUGCUUUCCCUUCGAUUAACACCACAGAGAGAGCAAUGUGAGAUUGGCAGUGCCAAACUGAACCCAUCGCACCCUCUGGGCAGUGAUGGGUUCCCAGGUGGUUUACAAGAAGAGUUGACUCCAGCUACUCUGAGAGUUGUGAUCGAGUCAGAGAGACAAGAGCGGGCGCAGGGAAUUCUGUAUGAUUCCCGACUCGCACAUUCGCAAAGAACAAGCCCCAUUCUAUUGCGAUCAAGUCCAUUGGCAAAGGAAGAUAAUAUAGAACGGAUUGUUCAAGAGCUGUUGACCAUUGAGGAGGCUACACAGAAACUGGAAAGUUGUGAUCUCACUGAAUCAGUCAGGAAGACCACAAAUCCUGCCUGCUUCUCCCCAGGUGACAGCACUAAGCAAGGACAGGAAGCCUAUGUAGGUGCAAAUAGGUCAACACUGGGAUUUGUUGAGCAAGGAAUGAAUAUUGUAGCCGCCUCUCCCGGCCGUGACCCUAUACUGCCCCCUGGCAUCUCUGAGGAAGUUUUUGCUGCGGAAUGUCAAGCCCAUAAAUGUGUGAAUUGGAACAACUCGCCAGAGGAUGGGAGCACGGCAGGCAAUAGGGGAGGGGACGCUGACCCUGCAAGCGAUGCUGCCCCUGGGCUUGAGUUUCUUGCCUUCAGCAGUGGAGCGGAUAGCCAGGAGGCAGUGUUAGUCCACACAGCAUCCUGUAUCGUGCAGUCGGCUAUGCAGGCCGCAGUGGAGCAAGUGGCUGGAGAAACUGCCAUGAAGAUCGUUCCGGAAAACUGCCCCCUGCCUGACAUUCUGGAUUCAUAGUGGGUGCGUGAUGAGUGCGAGCCAGACAAAGGCAGGACUCAAAACCUCAACCCGUUCCAUGUUUGACAACAAAACCUUUGCUCUCCCACAUCCCACAUCCACCCUGCCCACUGCAAAUCUUCAUUCCCUUUUCUCUGUUACAGUGCUAACUCAAAACAACAGCUAUUCAACCAGGAAACCUGCACCCUCUCUCUCUCUCUCACACACACUUUCUCUUUUGGCACUGAACAAACUCUGUCUCUCUCUCUCUCCCUCCCUCUCCUCCUUCACUCACUUUCUCUCAGCACUGACCACUCUCUCUCACUCUCACUCUUUCUCUCUCUCUCUCAGCACUGAUCAGUCUCUCUCUUUCUCUCUCUCUCUGAUUCUCUCUCUCUCUCUCAGCACUGACCACUCUCUCUCACUAUCUCUCUCUCCCUCCUUCUCGCUCUCCAGCUUGAGUAAGACAGUCUCUGAAUCACCCACCACCCUGCAGGCACACACACACACACACACACACACACACACACACACACACACACACACACACACAUACACAGACACACAGACAUGCAGAUACACAGACACACACACACAGACACACACACACACACACACACACACUCACUCGCACGGACAUACAUGCACACAUGCACACACAGAUACACACACACACACACAUACACACACACACACACACACAGACUGAAUAGACUGGGAUUGUACUCAUUGCAAUUCAGAAGAACGAGGGGAGAUCUUACAAAAACAUAUAAGAUUAUGAAGGGAAUAGAUAAGGUGGAGGCAGGGAGGUUGUUUCCGCUGGCAAGUAAAACUAGGACUAGAGGGCAUCGCCUCAAAAUAAAGGGAAGCAGAUGUAGGACUGAGGUCAGGAGGAACUUCUUCACCCGAAGGUUUGUGAAUCUGUGGAAUUCCCUGCCCAGUGAAGCGGUUGAAGCUUCCUCGCUGAAUGUGUUUAAGGCAAGGCUAGAUAAAUUUUUGAACAGUAAAGGAA
Messenger RNA from Stegostoma tigrinum, 3335 nucleotides. RefSeq lists its product as uncharacterized. Bases 257 to 2344 code for a protein of 695 amino acids. The transcript has 2 exons. The record is from RefSeq and is a predicted model, not a curated record. NCBI's taxonomy places the organism in Eukaryota, Metazoa, Chordata, Chondrichthyes, Orectolobiformes, Stegostomatidae.